Molecule: messenger RNA, 5370 nt
Organism: Seminavis robusta
Lineage: Eukaryota; Bacillariophyta; Bacillariophyceae; Naviculales; Naviculaceae
Source: the annotation of a GenBank genome assembly
AUGAAGUUUUUCUCAACUAUCCUCGAGGCCCUCGCCCACCAUGCCCUGGAGACUCCUGAUAAGGUCGUCUUUACUUGGGUGGACAUCAAGUGCAAAGAACAGAACAAGAUGACGUUCCAACAGUUGGAGGACGAAUCCAAUGCCGUGGCUGCUCGUCUCCUCAAGCUUGGAUGCAAAAAAGGAGACCGUGUCAUGAUUGCCUAUCCCUUUGGUCUCGAGUUCUUGGCCGGCAUGUUUGGAGCCAUGAAGGUUGGGCUCAUCCCAUGUUCCAUUUAUCCACCCAAUCCCAACCAGCUGAAGACUGAUAUGCCAAAGUUCCGCAGAUUUGCGGAGGAUGCCGGAGCCAAGUACGCCCUAAGCACCAGUAUCUUUGCUACUGCCAUGACCGCAGCAAGUGUCCUCUACAAGACUGGUGUUCCGUGGAUUGGAACAGACAAACUCUCAAUUAAGAAGAGCAACCCCAAAAAGCCCAAAGAGUACGAGACAUUUGUGGGAGAGCCAAAAGACAUUUGUUUCAUCCAGUACACCUCUGGCAGUACUGGACGCCCCAAAGGAGUCAUGAUCAGUCACAACAACCUGGUGGAAGACAUUUGGGCCAUUUCACGAGUAUUAGGCACAAACGCUGUGGGAGCCUUGUGGCUACCACAAUAUCACGACAUGGGACUUGUGUCGGGGUUUAUGAGUGCUAUCUAUGCCGGAGUUCAUGUCAUCAUGGCAUCACCUAUCGACUUUAUCAUGAGGCCACUGUUGUGGACUGAUAUGGUAGAGAUCUACCAAGCCACUCAUACUUCUGCUCCCAACUUUGCCUAUGCAUUGCUACUGAAACGGUUGAAACAGGCCAACAGAAAAGCCAACUGGAGUCAUGUCACACAUGCUAUGUUUGCUGCGGAACCAACCCAAGAACAUGUAGUGGAGGAGUUGGCACAAACCCUUUCUAUCAAACGAGAACAUGUCUACAACCUCUAUGGUCUGGCCGAGGCUGUUGUGUUUCUGACCGGAGGACCUGCCUACCCAGAUUCUGAUGGGGUUGUUUGCUGCGGUCCAGUAGACUCCCCAUCUGUCAAGCUUCGAAUUGUCCAGGAUGGAAAGGAGGUUGAAGAAGGACAAGUUGGGACCAUCUGGGUCCAGUCUCCUUGUGUGGCAUCUGGGUACUAUGGCCAGUCAGAGCUGACUGCCUCUACCUUUGCCAACAAUUUGCCUGGCUAUGAUGGCACCUGGCUAGACACUGGUGAUUUGGGGAGAGUUGUGGAUGGGCAGCUCUAUGUCACUGGAAGAAGCAAAGAUCUUAUCAUCAUCAAUGGAAAGAACCACUAUCCAACAGACGUGGAGCUGUCAAUUGAUGAAACUUUUGGAGAUGUGAUCCGCCCAGGAAGGACCAGUGCUUUCCAGCAUGGUGAUGCAAGUGUUGGUAUUACUGUGGAGGGCCGUAAAGGUUUUUACACGUCAGAUAAUGAAGACUUGGCUGUUCAAAUUGCCAACCAUGUAUCCCAGGUCCAGGGGCUGUUUGCCUCAGAGGUAGUGGUCCUAAAAUUGGGUGUGACACCAAAAACCACCUCUGGCAAGCUGAAGCGAAGUGAGAUUAGGCAGACAACGAUUGCUGGUGACUGGAAAGAAUCUUCCAUACUACUUCAAUUCAAGAGACAGGAAUCUCUUACUCCUCUUCAAAAGAGCCAACGUCCCUCAUUCCUUGAGAGAAGCUUUUCAAUGCGUGGCAUUGGAAGCAAUGAGUUUUAUCUGAAUGAAGAAACCGAACAUGAAAUUGUGAGGCAAUCAAUGAGUACUGGAAAAUGCAGCUUUGAGGAGUGUCCUGAUAUUGACCUUAACCAAACAAAUACACUCCCCAGCAAAGCUGUGGAAGCUGUUCAUGCUGUAGAGUGCAACCCUAACAAGCUGGAGGAGUACUUCUCUGAGCUUCAUCUUUCUGGGGUCUCUGGCAUUGACGAGGCUUGGUCAAAGGCAACGAAGACAACAGCUGCAAUGCAAGCCAUGUGCUCCCAAAUAUUGAAGCAUCUUGAGGACAAGCACCCAACCAUCUGCCAGCUUGCUGACACCUUAUGUGAAAAUCCAGACUGGAUUUUGAUUGAUGACAGGAAAGAUUUCCUUUUGCAGCUUGUGCACCAAAUUUUUGUCCUUCAAUGGGUGACAACCUUCAUGAUGUUUAACACGAAGUGCAUUCAACAGAAGUUGCAGAAUGAUGCUGAGUGGGAAAAGACGCAUGAGACUACUCAAACAGUCCCAACCGAGCUACAAGAGAUGCUUGACCUUCCAGAAAAAGACCCUAUGUAUGGGGAAUUGCCUUUCUUUACUUGGAUAAAGAACAGGUCAGUGCGUGGACUACUGAACCUUAUCGUACAGAGUUUGAUAUCAGCUCAAGGCCCAACCAGCAAUGCACAGGUUGAAAGAAUCAACAGCCUCCUGUGUCUAAACAUGUUAGAGGCUAUUUGGCUCGAGCAAAAAGAUGGACACAAUGAAAAUUCAGAAGUUGGUAGGAGACUUGCUACAAAUCUUGUAAAGACAGUCACAACUCAAUCCAACCAGGUUUUGAUGGAGCUUUCAUCCAAUACAAGUGCUGCGAAUAACCUGUACAUUGAUUGGAAUAUGCAUUUUGUUGCCUGGGCCGGAGACAGAAAUUCUUCCAGCUGGAUGUUGUCGAAAUUGUUGCUACCUUGUGUCAUUGGAGAUGUCAAUGCACAUUUCUUCUAUGCAAGGUUGAUUAGUCUGCACCUAGUUACACAGGCCAUGGGAAGGAAUCUGAUGUCGAACAAGUUUCAGAAUGAACCAAUCUUGUCAAGAAGAGCAUUGCAUUAUUUUGGGAAGCUGAACCUCUCCUGUGCAGAAAAGUGUGGAUACGUCCGAUUGGAACCAGAGAGCAAACAUCACCUUGCUCUUGAUGAACAUUUCUGGCUGUCCAAGUUUGACCAGUGGGGGUUGGCAAACCUUCCAGCAAAGACAAGCACUGCAGACCCCAUGUUGCAUGAUACUGCAGUUUCUGGAGCUACAGUUCCAGAUUAUUUCUCCGUCAGAUAUGUCAAUGUAAUCAUGUCUGUCUUUGGAUCACAUGUCGAUACAUCCAAGACUUGGGCUGAAAAUGGACUCACAUCUCUCAAGGGUGCCGAGCUGAGGAACAAGGUUGAAGAAGUGUUACAUGUGGUGCUCCCUGCCAACUUUGAACAGCUCUACCCAACACCUGAGGCACUUUCAGUUUUCUUGGCAGUCUCAGAGGGCAAGAGCUUUCCCAUUGAUCAAGCUGGUGCCCAUGCUGAUGUUCUUUGGGACACAUCAAGAUCAAAGCUCAUCAAACUACAACUUGGCAUCCUUCAGACUCCUGGAUCCCUUCUGAUUCUUCUUGUGCCAUUGAUGUCACUUGUUCCGUCAUACUUUCUUGUCUCCUCGGUAAUGGACCUUUGUGACCCAGGAAAAGUUGGAGAGUGCAAUGACCCAUUGGUUUGGGUACUCUUGCCUAUGACUUUCCCUCUGUUUCUCCUAUGCUUCUCCCUCAUAGUGGUAUUCUUGAAGUAUGCUGUUGUUGGGAAGUACCGACAACAACAAUUUGAGAUCCAAUCCUGGGAUUAUCUUCGCUGGUGGUUCAUGGACAGGCUCACUGAAGUCUGGGAGUUUAUUGUGGGACCAUUUGUUCUUGAAACAAAGUACAUUUGGCUCUUCUACUGGCUUCUUGGAGCAGACCUGGCUUGGUCCUCCAAGAUUGAAUCUUACAUCCGUGAAUAUGAUCUGGUCAAAGUGGGGGAGAAUGCCACUAUUGGGUAUCCCAUCAAAUGCAGAAAAUUCUCUCAGUCUGAAGAAUCAAGCGCCAUAAUCACCUUCCGUCCAAUUGAUGUUGGAAGCAGCAGCAAUGUGUCUGGCAUGAUCAGCCCUGGAGCCAAGAUCGGAGAUGGAAGCAAAGUAGAGAAGUUGUCUGUUGUUGAAGAAGGUGCUCAGGUUCCAGAAGCGGUACUUGCCAGGGGGAACCCAGCAUACAAUGCUGGCACGACCAGUCAUCAAGAAUCAAGCUCUUUUGAAGAAUCUAUGUUUGAUUUCUUCAAAGUGGCUUGGACAAUCAUUGAAGCCUAUCACUUCUUUUCCCUGUCCUAUUUGGUCCAUGUCACACUCAACCAAAUCUUGCCCAGUUGGCGCUAUGAAGUUAUCCUCCAUUGGAUCUUGCUUUUUCCAGCCUCCUCUUUCCUUGCCCUUCUGACAAGCAUUAUUCUCAAGUGGACUCUAAUUGGAAGAAGGGAUCCAUCGGAUCAAUAUGAGGCAUCACUCUAUCAUCGAGCAACCAACUGGGCCUGUGACUUCCACUUCCGUGUGGCUUCUUGGACACUGACUCCCUUCUUUGGCCAGUCCAGACUCUGGAACAUCAUCCUUUUCUUCCAUGGGCUUGAUGUUGAUAUGGAUUCAAUCCUCAACAACCCAUACAUCAUCUUCUUCCCCUCCAAGGUUGAUUUUUUGAAGAUCCGGAAAUCAUUUGUUGGCACAAUUACCCUGGAUAUGACCACCCCAGCAGACUCAAAGAUUGAACUCAUUAAUAGCAGUGUUGGAUAUGGUGUCAAUGUUCAUGCUGGUGUCAAAGUGAUGCGAUCAACAAUCCCUCCAAGGUCCAAUGUUUCUGAUAGUGUCUACGAUUUGAAUCAUUCUGGCAAGGCAUGGAAGCCCAGCAGUUCUGCCUUACUCCUUCCAGAAGUGACACAACUUCUAUUGAAUAUUGCCAUUUUUGUGUCACUCAUACCAGCCUUUGAGGUUGGCAUUGCCGCUUUGAAAAGCUCCUCCACAGUCAUCACCAUGUUUGGUUUGACGGGAGCCUUUUCCCUGCAGCUAUUUGUUUGGGUCAUCUCGACAAGAGCAGUUGAGGGCUUGAUGCUGAGUCUGCCUCACACUGUUCAGCAAGAUGUUUUUGGAAUCUACAUCAACAAUGUAUGGAUGUUUGGAGUUGGGAACUGGCUUGUAAUCCUUCUCUAUGGUACACCCAUGUUUGCCUACUAUGCUCGAUUCAUGGGGGCUGAUGUGGAAGGUGACCUCUGGUACUUUGGAAAUUCUCUGUAUGAGUAUGGUAAACUGCACUUCAAAGGCUGCGUCAUUGUUGACAGUGCCCAUGUUAGUGGACACUACAUUGAUGGCAAUGGGCUUGUCAUUGCUGACACAUAUGUAUCUGGAUUGUUGCAUCCAGGAUGUUAUGCCUCUGCUGGGUCUGUAGUCACAGGAAAUGAGAAUGGCCCUUGGAAGGUGUUCUUGAGGAGUGAUUUGGGAAUGCAGGAUUUGAACCAUGUUCUGAAAGAGUCACGCCAGGGUAGCACUGACAACCUGAUUGACAGUCGCCAGGAUGAGGUGCUCUGGCCCAAGAGUUUGAAGUGUAGUUCAUCUUUGCAUCUAGUAUGA